Molecule: messenger RNA, 1431 nt
Organism: Pneumocystis murina B123
Lineage: Eukaryota; Fungi; Ascomycota; Pneumocystomycetes; Pneumocystales; Pneumocystaceae
Exons: 3
Coding region: 1-1431 (476 amino acids)
Cellular component (GO): cytoplasm; nucleus
Molecular function (GO): DNA binding; 5'-3' exonuclease activity; 5'-flap endonuclease activity
Source: RefSeq, a predicted model, not a curated record
AUGGGUGUAAAAUACCUUAUUUCGUUUCUUCGCCGAUUUACACCAAAUUCUAUUAAGAAAGUUAAUGAGAAAGAAUUAAGAUAUAAAACGUUAGCAAUUGAUGGUACAUUACUUAUUCGUCGUAUGUUUUCAUCGCCUUGGGUCCCUACAUUGGAUAAAUAUCGUCAUAUUGUAUGGACACUUUAUCUAGCAAGAAUUUGUAGAUUUUAUAAAGUAAUACCAAUUGUUGUGUUUGAUGGACAACGUCCUGUCCCAGAAAAAAUUGAUGAACGAAUUAGAAGAAUAAAUAUUAAGGAGGAUAAUAGAAAAAAUUUUGUAGAAAACAUAAAUCAAGCUGCUCGCUUGAAAAAUUUAAUGGAAAUUGCAUAUCAAAUGUCAAAAUUAAACAUACAAGAUAGAAAAGUUAUUGAUUUACUUUUAAAGAAAGCAAUUUAUGUAUAUAACAAUUUUAAAUGUGAAAUCUCUGGUUCAAAUUCCUAUGGAAGCGAUUUAGGAAUAAAACUGCAAAUAUGGAUAGAAAAUGAAUUUUCUAUAUAUAAAAAUGGAAAUUCCAGCUUAGAAAGUCUUUUAAAACAGAUAAUUGAUUAUAUUUAUAAGAUUUCUUUGGGCUCAACUGCUGAACUAACAUCUGAACUUUCUACAUUAGUUAAUUUAUUAGAUCCAGAUAUUGCAAACAUGGUUAGAGAUAACUUAGAAAAACAACAAAUGUCUAUGAAUAUGCUUAUUGAAAAAUUAUCUCGUCGUUUAUCUGUUCCAACGUGGAAACAAAUUAAUCAAACAAAAACUAUUUUUAAAAUUCUUGGAAUGACUGUUUUGACAUCUCCUCCUGGAUAUGAAGCAGAAGCUGUUGCAAGUUCUUUAGUUAAUAAUGGGAUUGCCGAUUUUGUUGUAACAGAAGACACUGAUACUUUAUUAUUUAAUGCUAAGAUGCUUCGAGGUUUUAUGUCAAUGAAAAAUUUGGUUAAUAGAAAUGGAAAGAAUAAUUUUUUUUUAUCUUCAAAUAUGUAUAUGAUUGAUCCUAUUGAUGUUCGAUUAAAUUUGGGUAAUAUUUCUGCAAAUUCGUUUAUUGAUUUUGCAAUACUAUGUGGAACAGAUUUUUGUAAAACAAUAAAAGGAUUAGGAUGUCUUGGGGCCUUUUUUCUUAUUCAAAAAUAUAAAAAUAUAGAGUUGAUUUUAGAAAAUCUUUCUAAAUUUAAGACAAAAGAUGGUAGGCAGAAAUAUGUUGCUCCAGAAAAUUAUAUUCAAGAAGUUCAAAUUGCUAGAAAAGUAUUUACGCGUGUUCCACAUAUGCAUUUUUUUGAUCACAAAUUAAUAAUUCCUGAUACUUUAUUAUUUAAUAUUACAGAAAAUGACUGGAAAGAACUUGAGAAUAGUAUUAUUGACAAGUAUAAAUUAAAACAAUCAAAUUUAUCAUUUUUUUCUACUUUUUAG